Pelagomonas calceolata is the source of this 960-nucleotide messenger RNA. The record is from the annotation of a GenBank genome assembly. NCBI's taxonomy places the organism in Eukaryota, Pelagophyceae, Pelagomonadales, Pelagomonadaceae.
CAAAAACACGAGAGAGAUCGUAUCGGUCGGUUUCGCGCUUGUUUCGACACCUCUACGCCGCCGUCGACGCGGCCCAGGGAAAAUUCCUGCACGCCAUCGACGCAGCUGCAAGAGAGCAAAGCAACCAUGCCCACAGCCCUCCCCGGCGUCCUCGCGCGGUCUACGAUCGUCCUCUUCGGCGACUCACUCACGCAGCGCGGCUUCGAGCCCGAGGGCUGGGCCGCGGCGCUGGCGCACUACUACGGGCGGCGCGCGGACGUGUAUAAUAGGGGCUACGGCGGCUACAACACGCGCUGGGCGCGAGAGCUGGCCCCCGCGCUCUUCGCGCGGCCGCCCCAGGGCCAGGCCCACCUGCUCGCGACGGUGUGGUUCGGCGCGAACGACGCCUGCAUAAGCACGGAGCGCGCGCACGUGCCGCUGCUCGAGUUCGAGGCGAACCUUGAAACGAUAGUACAACAAGCGCGCCAGGUCGCGCGCGUCGUCGUGGUCAUGACGCCGCCGCCGGUGCACGGGCCCUCGCGGCUGGCCUACCAGAAGCGGAAGUACGGCGCGAGGGCGACGGGCGUCGAGGAGCGGUCCACGGAGGUGGCCGGGCGCUACGGCGACGUGGCGGCGCGCGUCGCGGGCCGGCACGGCUGCGCACUGCUGGAUGUGCACCAGCUCAUGCUGCGGGAGGCGGACUGGCCGCGGUACGUCGGCGCCGGGACGGAGGACGGCGACGGCCUCCACCUGUCGGGCGCGGGCCAGCGCUUCGUCGCGGAGAAGCUGCUGGCGCUGCUGCCGACGCUCGGGCUCGACCGGGACGCGCUGGCCUACGACGCGCCGUGGGGCUUCGAGGUCGACGCGAACGAACCGGCCGCGUCGUUGCGCGCGCACUUCGCGCGCCACCGCGGCGCGCUCCAGGCCAACAGCGGCGUACUGGGGGUGGAUCGGGGGGAGUCGCGGCCGCUGCCCGGGGCC